Messenger RNA from Ostreococcus lucimarinus CCE9901, 255 nucleotides. It is a transcript of the gene RPS25, whose product is annotated as Ribosomal protein S25, component of cytosolic 80S ribosome and 40S small subunit. The annotation marks the transcript as partial. The record is from RefSeq and is a predicted model, not a curated record. NCBI's taxonomy places the organism in Eukaryota, Viridiplantae, Chlorophyta, Mamiellophyceae, Mamiellales, Bathycoccaceae. Gene Ontology annotation, molecular function: structural constituent of ribosome. Gene Ontology annotation, cellular component: cytosolic small ribosomal subunit. The transcript is spliced from 2 exons.
AAAUGGUCCAAGGGGAAGAUGAAGGAGAAGGCCAAUAACCAAGUGUUGUUCGAACAGUCCACGUACGACAAGCUCCUCGCCGAGGUGCCGAAGUACAAGAUGAUUACUAUUUCCAUCUUGUGCGAUCGCCUUCGCAUCACGUGCUCCCUCGCGCGCAAGGGUAUCGCCAUCCUUUUGGCGAAGGGUUUGAUCAAGCCGCUCGUCCUUCACUCCAAGCAGCACAUCUACACGACCGCUGUCGCGACGGAGGCGUAA